Molecule: messenger RNA, 165 nt
Organism: Protopolystoma xenopodis
Lineage: Eukaryota; Metazoa; Platyhelminthes; Monogenea; Polystomatidea; Polystomatidae
Source: the annotation of a GenBank genome assembly
AUGUUACCUCGCUCUGAUGAUGUCCGUUAUCAGCACCUUUUCACCGGUAUCGAAGGAGAUUGUCUCGUAAACAGCGUCAGCAUAAAUCUUCCAGUAAAGCCAAUCGACAGCUGGUCAAGAGGAAUCCGCCGUCGUCUUCUGGUGGAACCGACCUCCGACCAGUAA